Molecule: messenger RNA, 1137 nt
Organism: Balaenoptera acutorostrata (minke whale)
Lineage: Eukaryota; Metazoa; Chordata; Mammalia; Artiodactyla; Balaenopteridae
Gene: CMTM7
Product: CKLF like MARVEL transmembrane domain containing 7
Exons: 3
Coding region: 212-799 (195 amino acids)
Cellular component (GO): membrane
Source: RefSeq, a predicted model, not a curated record
UGCCGCCACCUUUCCGGAGAGCUCAGGCCAGGCCCUCCCCUGCGCGUCCGGCGGAGGCUGGGUGGGCGUCCUCAGCGCGGGCCGGGGGCUCGGGCCCCGCCUCGGCGCCACGCCCCGCCCCGGCGCCACGCCCCCGCGGCCCCACCCAGCCUCUCUGCUUCUGGCCUUCGGCCUCGGCAGCUGGAGGCUGCCGGCCGGCGAGGGCCGCGCGAUGUCGCACGGACCCGGGCUCGUCCGCACCACGUGCAGCAGCGGCAGCGCCCCGGGAGUCGGGGCCGGCGCGGGGCAGCUGGGCGCGAGCUCUUCGGAGGGGCUGCUGGACCCCGUCUACCCCCGCACCCACGGAGCGCUGCUGAAAGUGGCGCAGAUGAUCUCGCUGCUGAUCGCCUUCAUCUGCGUGAGGAGCUCUCUGUGGACCAGCUACAGUGCCUACAGCUACUUUGAAGUGGUCACCGUUUGCAACUUGAUCAUGAUUCUCGCCUUUUACCUGGUCCACCUCUUCCGCCUGUACCGCGUGCUCACCUGUAUCAGCUGGCCCCUGUCGAUGCCGCCGUCUGAUGCCCUAACAGCCCGCCAGCCCUGUAGGAGGCGCUGCAGGACGUGUGACCCACGCGGAUGGAGGGGCUUGAGCCGGCGGCCGCAGAAGAAACCGGGGUCUGGGUCCCCGGGCCGGUGGGUGCGGGAGGGGCCCUUCCUCCGGCUCCUGAGCGGGUCCAGCCUCUCUCGCCAGCCUUCUUCACUUCCUCAGAGAAUAUUCCUCCCCGUCCGGGAAAGAAAAGCAGCCUCCAGGGAAAUCUGAUCUCUCCCUCCUGCUUUAGAACCGCCUCAGGGACUGAUGCCCCCCUCCCCCCGUUAAGGUGAAGGGGGUGGUUUUUGAAUAUUCCUGCCGAACCCUUCCGCUCUCCCCAGCCCUCGGGGAGGGGCGCUGCCUUAAAUCCUCUUGUGAAAACACAGCCACCUCCUAAUUUAUCUCGCUUGGAAAUCUGGUCUUGAAGGUACCCUCUUUCUUAAAGUGAGGCUUAUGGGAGCACCAUGCGGUCAGCCUGUCCCCAAAUAGGAGAUCUCGGUUCCUUUCCUUUUGUUACCAUUGUGUACGUGUUUGUAUGUUUUUAAAUAAAAUGUUGACUUGGCCAAUUG